Messenger RNA from Phoenix dactylifera (date palm), 1399 nucleotides. Its product is annotated as salutaridine reductase-like. Gene Ontology annotation, cellular component: membrane. Gene Ontology annotation, molecular function: oxidoreductase activity, acting on the CH-OH group of donors, NAD or NADP as acceptor. NCBI's taxonomy places the organism in Eukaryota, Viridiplantae, Streptophyta, Magnoliopsida, Arecales, Arecaceae. The record is from RefSeq and is a predicted model, not a curated record.
CAUUUGCUAAUGUCUAGAGUUGGUGGCAGUUACUAUUUCCCUGUCACCCUCGCAAUACCAGGCAUGUGGCCUUCGGCACUAAAAAGAAUACAAAUGAUAUGAUAAUUGGAGAAACUCCCACAAGGUUGCCAAAAACGAAAGGAAUCACACUACCCAUUGUUUCCAGCUCUCAUCUAUUCAUCUUUAGUCAUGGACGGAGCCUCAAGCACAGAAAAAAGGAUUGCAGUAGUUACAGGAGGGAACAAAGGGAUUGGAUUUGAGAUAUGCCGGCAGCUGGCUCUUAAUGGGGUCAAGGUUAUACUAACGGCUAGAGAUGAGAAGAAGGGCAUGACAGCAGUGGAGAAGCUCAGAGGGAGUGGGCUUUUCGAUGUGAUCUUUCAUCAAUUGGAUGUGACUGACCCUUCCAGCAUCUCUUCCUUUGCGGAUUUCAUUAGAGCCCAGUUCGGCAAGCUUGACAUCCUGGUAAAUAAUGCAGGAAUUUUAGGGUUAAUAAUAGAUUCAAAGUUUUCAAGUGCCUCAGUUCCUACAUAUGAUGAGAAAAUUGAAUAUACAGAUGAUGUACCUGAAUCGUUCAAAGAGUUUCUGCAAGAAACUUAUGAGAUGGCAGAAGAAUGCUUGAAAACAAAUUUUUAUGGCACCAAAGAUGUUACAAAAGCAUUAAUCCCCUUUCUCCAAUCAUCUUACUCUGGAAGAGUGGUAAAUGUUUCAUCCACCCUUGGGCAGCUUAAGCACUUCUCAGAUGAAAAGCUCAAGCAAGUACUCUGUGACAUUGAUAAUCUGUCUGAAGAGAAAUUGAUUGACCUGUCAAAGUCAUUUCUGAAAGAUUUCAAAGAGGGUUUGCUGGAUGCCAAUAAGUGGCCAACUAUUUUAUCUGCAUACAAAGUGUCUAAAGUACUAAUCAACUCCUACACAAGGAUUCUUGCAAAGAAAUACCCAACAUUAUGCAUAAAUUGUGCACAUCCCGGGGUUGUGAAAACUGAUGCAAAUCACCAUGUUGGGACCAUGACUCCUGAAGAAGGUGCUAGAGGACCAGUGAGGAUAGCCUUAAUGCCUGAUAAUAGCUCUGGUUUUUUCUUUGAUCAAGCUGAAUUGUCAACCUUUUGAUAAGGUUAUAUUUAGUAGAUAAAUCAUGCGCCAUUUGUCAAAAUAUAAGUGAUAAAUUUACUGUACCGAUAUCACAUUUGCAUAAUAUGCUCUCUCUCUCUCUCUCUCUCUCUCUCUCUCUCUCUCUCGCCGCGCGCCGCGCGCCGCCGUCCUUGAGCUUGCAUUAGUUGUGCCUUUAAUCAUGAAUUUGUUAUAGGGGUAUCAGCAAACCUUGUGCUUUUUUUCCAAAUUCAUCAUGUAUUGGGUUAUGUUUGUGAAAUAACAUAUGAAACUACUUUAUUUAGUGUGAUUCAAA